Salvelinus namaycush (lake trout) is the source of this 2252-nucleotide messenger RNA. RefSeq names its product intercellular adhesion molecule 2-like. Gene Ontology annotation, cellular component: membrane. Bases 49 to 1056 code for a protein of 335 amino acids. The record is from RefSeq and is a predicted model, not a curated record. The transcript has 6 exons. Gene Ontology annotation, biological process: cell-cell adhesion. NCBI's taxonomy places the organism in Eukaryota, Metazoa, Chordata, Actinopteri, Salmoniformes, Salmonidae. Gene Ontology annotation, molecular function: integrin binding.
UUUAAGGUGACGGUCAACAUUGGGAUAUAUUUGCUGGAUAAAAUAAAUAUGAUGAAAGGACUUUAUGGAUUUCUGACACUCGGUGUGUUGGUGUUUACAGGUGGUCCUACACAUGCCUCCUUUCCUCUUGAGCUCAACCCUCCCAGAGUGGUGGUGAGAUAUGGAGACUCAGUCUCAGUCAACUGCAGCACAUCAUCCACAGACCAUGAGGGGAUGGGCUGGGAGGCCACAUUCGGAGGUACAGGUUUUGAACAAGAUGUCAACGUUGUCACCUGGACUGUGGAUAACCUUACUGAUUGGACAAUAGAACCUACAUGCUACAUCACUCUCAAUGAUGGCGAACAACCCUCAAAAGUACUUCCAGUCAUUCUCUACAAGACUCCAGACAGCGUCUUCAUCUCUGUUCUGAGCCACUCUGGUCCCAUGGUGGAGGGGACAGAGUACCAGCUGCAGUGUGACAUCCAGAACAUCGCUCCUCUACAGAACCUGGUUGUGAAGUGGUACAAAGGGAAUGAACUCUUAGAUAAUGUAACUUACAGUAACGUCAGUAAGACACCAGUGGAUGUGUCAGCUACUCUGAUGAUCAGCCCCAGUAGACAUGAUGAUGGAGCUCAGUAUAGAUGUAGAGCAGAACUGGACCUGGGGCCAGAGGGACCACAACCUCCUCUCAUAAUGACAUCAGAACCUCUUGAUUUCACUGUAUUCUACCCCCCAACCUUUUCCAGACCUGAAGCUGAGACCCUGGACAUCAGAGUGGGGGAGGAAAUCACCUUAAACUGCACGGCUACUGGAAGGCCCACUCCUCUGUACAGCUGGCAGUCUUCACAUCUCCAAGAAGCUCUUUUCACCCCACCGUCCGAGGUCCCAGGAACCUACACCUGCACUGCCUCCAAUCAGAUAGGCAAGAUCAGCAGGACAUUCACUGUGAAUCCCAAACCUAAAGGGGGCAGAACAACGCUCUGGGCUAUCAUAGGAUCGGGCCUGGGCCUGUCCUUUGUGGUCGUGAUUGUCUAUGUCGUUGUCAAACACAGAGCAGGUCACAACUCCAUCAUCUGACCAGGCCAGAGGAAGAGCAAUUCUAUCACCAGUGUGACCAGCAGGACUUCCUCAACAGACACUGUAAAGCGGCUGUGGAAACAGGCUAGCCUGAUCGCUGUAGUCCGAUGACAGCACCAAGUGACCUUAUGGGACUGUACAGUGAGAAAUGAGCCAUGCAAUGCAUCACUUCCUGUCUAAUGCUUUUUUUCUUGUUGUUCUAAAAUGGUGAUACCAGAGCCUUUUAACCGAUUUAAGUUUGCUAUUCCAAGAGCCACAGGCAGCUUCUCUUCACUGUUGCUUAUUUUGUUCUCUGCCCACAUUCUUCUACUUUAUGUCUCUCGUUUACAAGUCACAGCACCCUUGAUUCUCAGUAUUGUCGGUAUGUUUGAUGAUAGCUUUAAUCAUUUGGGGGGAACUAAUAGUAAAGAUGUAUUGUAAUGGUAAACAUUAUUACCUUUUAAUGUGGCAUGAACACAAACAGUCAUGAUGCUUUCAUCUGAUUCUCAAACAAAUCACUUCAGAAAGUAACCUACCUGUGCACUUUUGUCCACAAAAUAAUUCCAACUUCAUUUCAUGAAGGGAAAGAGACAUCUGUUACAAAACACCAAAAAGUGUUGUGACAUUCAGCGAUUGUCAGGAAGCCUACACUCUUGUAGCCUGAAUUAAUUGAUGCGUCUUGCUGACAAAUUGUCGUUUUCGUAAAAAGAAAAGUCUGGACCUGAAAAGGGACUGAAAUACGGGAAGCAACUACAGCUGUCUGUCCCAAGCUCAUGUGAGGGCCCAGUUGAAACAUUGUUGCAAAGCUCAAAACAGACAUCAGAGAGGCAGACAGGCGGAGUAUGAAUGCGAUUGAAAGAACCUGAACUGGUUUAAACCAGUGGGGAGCUCAUUUAGGGGAGCUCAUGUCUCAUUUGGGGGUCAGAGCUACUCUGUUACUACUCUACACUGCUCCUACUCACCCAGAACUGCAUCUGGAGUGUUCAGUGUUUUAACUGCAUCACUGUAAUGCCUGACUGCAUGUGAGUUCUGAAUGUGUGGAAGGGGCAGUUGGUGUGUGGUUGUCUCUUCCUGUAAGCAGAUUGAAUCAAGCCAUUAUUAUCACAUGCAGGAGUCAAGAGAAAGCCUGGAGCUCAAGAGUAAUGUCAAUACUUUUUAGGUCUCACUUCAUAUUGAGUGGCCUAAAACCUUUGUAAUUACAUGGUUGUUACAUGGUA